AUGGAGUUCGACGAGGAAGAGCCGCGGAGGCAGAAUGAAGUCUACGACGCACUCAUCCGUGAACUCGUGCGCGUCCCGGACGACGUGAGGGAUGCGGUGGCGUCGUUUUUACAAGAUUUGAGACGCGACGGCGUCGAUUGGUACCGGGUUGGCGACGGUGGCGAGUUUGAUGACAAGGAGAGUUGGCGGGUUGGCGACGGUGGCGAGUUUGAUGACAAGGAGAGUUUCUUUCGAACAGUACAUGCGGGGGCGUGCAUGCGGGCUGCGCGCAUUAUGGGUUCAGGAUGUUUGAAGUUCGCGCGCGAGCACGUGGCGCCGUGGGACGAGUGGACGUGCGCGAUUGCCGCCUAUUAUGGAAAUCUGGACUGUUUGAAGUACGCGCACGAGAACGGGUGUCCUUGGAACGAGAACACGUGCAUCGCUGCCGCCUGGAAUGGACACUUGGACUGUUUGAAGUACGCGCACGAGCACGGGUAUCCUUGGAACGAGAGGACGUGCGCGUCUGCCGCCUGGAAAGGACAUUUGGACUGUCUGAAGUACGCGCACGAGCAAGGGUGUGAUUGGGACGCAUGGACGUGCGACAAUGCCGCCGAUGGUGGACAUUUGGAGUGUUUGAAGUACGCGCACGAGCGCGGGUGUGAUUGGGACGAGAGGACGUGCGCGUCUGCCGCCUGGGAAGGACAUUUGGACUGUCUGAAGUACGCGCACGAGAACGGGUGUGAUUGGAACGAAACGAUGUGCGCGUCUGCCGCCUGGAAAGGACAUUUGGACUGUUUGAAGUACGCGUGCGCUUGCGAAUGUCCAGGCUCCGAUCGUUACGCCGAGGCGCUGAACGAAGUCGUCGUCCCGGUCGUCGACGAGCGAUUCGGCGUCGAAGUCGCGCUCGCGUUCCAUCGAAACGGCGGCGAGAUCUCCAUGCGCGAGUUCCUGCCGUUAUGGGUAGCGCACAGAGAAGGUUACCGCGACGCGCACUUAGAAGUCGCCCGAAACGUGUCCAAUAGUUCAUGA
This is a messenger RNA of Ostreococcus lucimarinus CCE9901, 1008 nucleotides long. RefSeq lists its product with no specific name. The coding region runs from base 1 to 1008 and encodes 335 amino acids. The record is from RefSeq and is a predicted model, not a curated record. NCBI's taxonomy places the organism in Eukaryota, Viridiplantae, Chlorophyta, Mamiellophyceae, Mamiellales, Bathycoccaceae. Gene Ontology annotation, molecular function: protein binding. The transcript has a single exon.